Molecule: messenger RNA, 2520 nt
Organism: Cheilinus undulatus (humphead wrasse)
Lineage: Eukaryota; Metazoa; Chordata; Actinopteri; Labriformes; Labridae
Product: MAP kinase-activated protein kinase 2-like
Exons: 10
Coding region: 182-1207 (341 amino acids)
Biological process (GO): cellular response to vascular endothelial growth factor stimulus; inflammatory response; protein autophosphorylation
Cellular component (GO): nucleus; cytoplasm
Molecular function (GO): mitogen-activated protein kinase binding; ATP binding; calcium/calmodulin-dependent protein kinase activity
Source: RefSeq, a predicted model, not a curated record
UUAAAAGUGGAAUCCUGACAGAUCCUGUAGCUAUCGCUGUGUGUGUGGAGACCUUCAGUCAGUGUUGUGAAGCCGUCCUAGCUAACGGUGGGCCAACAACAUACACGAACGUGAGCUAAGCGUUAGAACUAGCUAACAUUUAUACUUUUUAGGUGUAAAACGCACCUGGUGGGAUGGUCCGAUGUUGUCAGCAGUCAUGUCGAAGCAACACCAGUCGACUUUCUUGAUACAACAGCAGCAAAUUCUCGACCCUGCUCCCUGUUAUCAAUCUUUUGUGAAACCUUUGCAUGAUUCCCUUCAGAUCAAACGGAAUGAAAUCACAGACGACUAUACCUUGACGAGUCGUAUGCUAGGGAUGGGGAUAAACGGCAGAGUGCUGGAAAUAUUUCACAAAGAGAGCGGGGGAAAGUAUGCACUAAAGACACUAGAAGACUGUCCAGAAGCCAGACAGGAGGUGGAGCUUCAUUGGAGAGUGUCCCUUUGCCCACACAUUGUACCUAUCAUAGAUGUUUACAAGAACCUCUGCCAGGGAAAGAAGUGUCUUCUUAUCAUCAUGGAGUGUAUGGAUGGAGGUGAUUUACUCCGACAUAUCCAAGACAGAGGGGAUCAGGCAUUUACAGAAAAAGAGGCCUCCGACAUCAUGAAAAGUAUUGGAAAAGCUGUUCAUUUCUUGCACUGCAAUAACAUUGCUCACAGGGACAUCAAGCCAGAGAACCUACUUUUCACCUCAAAGAAGCCAGAUGCACUUUUGAAGCUGACUGAUUUUGGGUUUGCCAGAGAAAUUACCAGAAUAAACUCUUUAACAACACCAUGCUUCACCCCAUACUAUGUCGCUCCAGAAGUCCUUGGUGCGGAGAAGUAUGACAGAUCCUGUGACAUGUGGUCUCUGGGUGUCAUUAUGUAUAUCCUACUUUGUGGAUACCCUCCUUUUUUCUCACGCCAUGGUCUGGCAAUAUCUCCAGGAAUGAAGAGACGGAUUUGUACUGGACAGUAUAAGUUCCCAAAUCCAGAGUGGUCUAAAGUUUCUGAGGAAGCUAAACAGCUGAUCUGCCACCUAUUGAAGACUGAGCCCACCCAGAGACUGAGCAUCACAGAGUUCAAAAACCAUUCCUGGAUAAAUGGCUCAGUCAAGAUCCAACAAACUCCUGCUCAGCCCAGCUGUGUGCUGAAUGAGGAACAAGAUGUCUCUGAGCAGGUAUCAAACUAGACAAAACGCUUUCUCACUAAAGGCAAAGAGGGAAAUGAGGAUAUGCAUCCUUGAGAAACUGACUGACUUUUACCCGACCUAAAGCUAGGUCCCUCCCUCUCCACACCUCAUGGAUCCAUCUGUUGGGUGGCAAAGUAACAUUACAUAUACAUGUAGCUGUUGUGUACUGUUUUGCACUUGGUGAUGAAAUAGGCAUAAAGUUUUACUCUUCUCACCAGCAGGCCAAUUAUUCUGACAACAACAGAAGCAUAUCAAGUCUCUCGCAGCCAGUCUGGCCCAGUACUUUUAACUAGAGGAAUUGACUUAUUUCAAAGUAAUUCAGCAGGGAUUAUUAAAGGUCAUUUUCACUGAGCAGUCCAGUUUAGUUUGGUAUGGUAUGCUUAUAUUUGUUCCAUUUUCAGAAUGUGAAAAGGGUCCUAAAUAGCUGACAAGCAGUGUCCAUUUUUUUUGGUACCCUUCUGUAGGGGGUACCAAGCUUACCUAUCCUAAAUUGUGGAGUUACACACGUACAUAAUAGAUACAUGGAACAGGCUAUGUUUAGAUAUCCUGUGGAUUUCAAAAGAAAGUUAUUAUCAGUACAAUAUUUUUAAUCAACAGUAUCAGUGUGCAAUACCAUCCCUCGGAUGACCUGAGAGAUGCAGGGGUUCCUGGUGACUGUCAGUGAUAAGAAGGUGUACAGGGAACUGGACAUGAGAACAAUUCCCAAUGGUGGCAUAGCCAUUUGGCUUACAACGCCUCCCACCAAGUCAGGGUACGGGUGUCUGUGGAAACACAAACUAUUUUGGGGUUUACCAUACCAAGCCGGACUAAACCAUAUUCAGUCAAGCAGUUCCACUCAUGGAAACCCAGCUCUUGAAAUCAACUUACCGGAGGGGCAGCACAGUGCAGACUGGUGAUGAUGCACAGUCUGCAGUGCUCAAGCCUGCAGGGGUCAUAACAGAGGGCACUCAUUUCACACAGUGCCACUUUCAUUUGAAGUUACUAAGAAAUAAAGCUUGGAUGGUAUAAAACACCCUGAUUUGAUUGGUCGAAACUUCACAAUGGAUGGGUGGAUGGAUAUUCUGUAUAAUGAAGCCUAGCCUUAGUUUAUGCAAGACACGGAAGUCAUACGCCCAGACAUGAUCAGCUGAUGGCUAGCUGAUCCUAAUUAUCACCUCUCAGAUCUCCUAUUCAGAUUCAUACUACUAUAGAUUAAUUGCUUUUUAACUAAUUUUGUAGUAUUCAAUAUGCAUUGUCAUAAAUGUUUCUAUCCAUAUGGGGGUUUCUAGCCAUGCCCUCCCUGGAAAGCCAAAACAUGCUGCUGGACUAACCUA